CUGCAAACACUACAGACUAUUUACAAGGUAAUAAAACUGCUGCAUACAUGUAAAUGCCACUCAAAUUGAAUAUCUCAUGGCAGCCCUGUCUAAUGGAUUCCAGUCUGUUGUGAUCUGACCAUACAAUGCUACAUUUUUUGCAACCCAGACCCUUUUUUUGUUGUAAAGCUGGAGAUACAUAAUUCACUAAAUAACUUGUUAAGUGUUUUAAGUGUGAGCUUUGGUGUGGCAGCUAUUACAGUGUCCUGUUAUACAGGGACGAUUUCUGAAGGGUGCUGAAUAUUUUCAGCUAACAGAUUUUAUUCCAUUCCAACCUUAGGCUGGUGGUGUCUGGCUGGCAUGACUGCCCAGCCAAGCAGACCUGAAACAGACACGCACGUCUGUUUGUUAAUAAUCCAUCCGCCUUCCAUAACUGCUUACACAGUACUGGCUUAGCAUCCCAAGAAGGAUAGUGCACAAUGCUGGGGACGCUCUGGGUGGGAUGGUAGUCUUUACAUAAUGCUACCUUAAUAAUUAAAUUAAUGAGAAAGACUGUUAUACACAGAGAAAAAUCCCAGCUAAUCAACAUAUAUAACCGCUAAUACAAGAGAGUACCAUUAUCAACUGAACCACUUUUUUUUCUUGCUACUGACCAUCUUCAAAGGUUUAUUGCAACUAAUGCUUAUUCCAACACAAUCUGAAAGUUUAAGAUGAAGUAGUGUUUAAGUAUUGAAAAGCAACAAUGUAUGGCAAGGUGAACUAAAAUAAAUGCUCAUUUACACUCACAAUAGUUCUUAUUUUACAGGUUUCCUCCCUGGAAGUGACUUCAUUAUAUGGGCUUUAUGAGUUUGGUUCAUCCAAACCCGCACCAUGCAUACCGUCAUGUCAUACACAGCUGCAGUCUGCUUUGACGCAGCUUUAUUUUACCUUCUGGGCUGUGGAGCUGCUCCGUUGCUCCCUGUAUUUGGCAGUAACGAUGUCACAGGACUGCUGGCGUUUCUGUGGCCGGCGGCUGCGAUCAGAUGGGGGCUGAUCUGCAGCCUGUGGCUCCCCACUGUGGAUCAGACCUCCAGACCGGUGAUGAGGCGCUGGGCGGCGGUUCACUGUUUCCUCAGCUCGGUCUAUGAGAGCUGCCGGCUAGCGGCGUUCGGGGGUCCGCUGGAGACGGGGAUCAGCCCGGUGGGCAGUCCGGGAUUCACAUUUUUAACCUCCAUAGCAGCCGCUGCUGCCUGUAUGUUUUGGGAGGUCGCGUUCCCUGACACAAACGGGGAAGACAAUGGAAAAGGUAAAAAGCAGAAAGCACGAGUGUUAUUCAUGAGAGUGAUCAGCUUCUGUCAGCCCGACUACCUGAUUCUUCUGGGGGCUUACGUCUUCCUCUUCCUGGCUGUUCUGUUUGAGCUUUUUGCUCUUUUACAAACGGGGAAGCUGAUUGACUCCCUGGGUGUCGAACAUCAGCGGCACAAGUUCCCGUCUGUCCUCCUCUCGAUGGCGCUCUUCUCAUUUGGCAGCUCGCUCUUCACCGCGGCCCGCGAGGGCUUCUUCAGCUGCGCCAUCAGCAGCUUCUCCUGCAGAAUCAAACUGAAGCUCUUCCAUUCCUCGGUGCGACAGGAAAUCGGCUUUUUCGACUCGACUAAAACCGGGGACAUCUGCAGCAGGCUGUCCACGGACACCAGCCUGACGGGACGCGCAGUGUCUUUGAGCAUCAACCUCUUGCUCAGAAGCCUGAUUGAAUUUCUGGGCAUAGCAUUCGUCAUGUUGCGCCUGUCCUGGAAGCUGACGUUGUUGGUGCUGAUGGAGAUGCCUCUCAAUAGCCUGCUACAGAGCGUCUACAAUAUCUACUUCCAGAGAUUUUCGAAGAGAGUGCAUGACUCCUUGGCUCGAGCAAACGAUGUGGUCGGUGAGGCGGCAGCGGGCAUUAGGACCGUGAGGAGCUUUAGGGCGGAGCAUGUGGAGGCCCGGCGCUAUGGCGACAGGCUGAUGGACGUCCACAAGCUCCGGAUUCGCAGAGAAGCUGUCAGGGCUGUUCACGCGCUCAUGAGGAAGGUGACGGAUCAGGGCCUGUGGCUCGCCAUGCUCUACUCCGGCAUAAAGCUGAUCGAGUCUAGGCACAUGAGCACAGGGACCCUGGUCUUCUUCAUGUUCUACCAGAGGGACCUAGGAAACAGAAUCAAGACCCUGAUUUACAUCUUUGGCGACGUGCUGAACUCCGUUAGUGUGGCAGAGAAGGUGUUUGAGUACCUGGACAGGAAGCCCCAGGUGAGCACAGACGGGACCCUGCAGCCGGACACCCUGAGAGGACACGUCCAGCUCUGCAACCUCACCUUCUCCUACCCCACCCGCCCCGAGCUGCCUGUACUCCAGGUCCUGCAGGCUCUGGCCAGUCACCCCACCCAGUCCAUACUGAUUAUUGCUCAUAGGCUGAAGACAGUGCAGAGGGCGGAUCAGAUCUUUCUGAUUGAUCAUGGGGUUGUUGUAGAGAGGGGCACUCAUCUGGAGCUGAUGGGCAAGAAAGGAAAGUACUACAGACUUCAGGAGAAGGUCUUCAUGGAGGAAAGUCCUGGCUAA
This is a messenger RNA of Paramormyrops kingsleyae, 2544 nucleotides long. NCBI's taxonomy places the organism in Eukaryota, Metazoa, Chordata, Actinopteri, Osteoglossiformes, Mormyridae. The record is from RefSeq and is a predicted model, not a curated record.